Messenger RNA from Colletotrichum karsti, 957 nucleotides. Its product is annotated as helix-loop-helix DNA-binding domain-containing protein. Gene Ontology annotation, molecular function: DNA-binding transcription factor activity; protein dimerization activity. NCBI's taxonomy places the organism in Eukaryota, Fungi, Ascomycota, Sordariomycetes, Glomerellales, Glomerellaceae. Gene Ontology annotation, cellular component: nucleus. The coding region runs from base 1 to 957 and encodes 318 amino acids. The transcript is spliced from 2 exons. The record is from RefSeq and is a predicted model, not a curated record.
AUGGCUGAAGUCCUCAGUGAUCACCCAGAUCUCUCUGAGCUGGCUCAAUCCCCUUCUCCUGGACAGAAGCGGAAGCGCGACAUGUCUGAAUCGGCAAGUCCUGGCCGCGCCAAGCGCACCAGCGCCGGACCCGACACAGACACCACCUCCUUCAUUGAAAGCGCCAUCGAGGCCGCUCACGCUGCCGCCGCCAAUGGUGUCAGUGCCGCCGACUUCAGUGCCCUGCAAGCUGCUGCUGCGGAGCACUCUGAGGCUGCCGACCCGGCAAAUGCCUCGAGCACCGCCGCCGCCGCCCUCGGCAUGUAUCCUACUCUUCACGUCCCUUCUUCCACGGAAGAGCAGUUCGCUGCCCAGACCAACAACGAGCCGACGCACCAGGAGCACGCUUUCGACCACGGAAACGUCACUCCUCCCGAUAACCUCAUGAGCAGUCUCUCGGCUGUACAACAGCCUCUUAAUGGCGUCCAGCCCGUGCAACCCCAGCCCCCGCACCAAGCUCAUCAGCCUCCCCAACCCCAACCGCCUCAGCACCGCUACUCCUCCGGAUCUGCCAGCACUCCGGCUAAGAAACCUGAUGUUGGCUCCGAGGAGUGGCACAAGAUGCGGAAAGACAACCACAAGGAAGUCGAACGUCGUCGUCGUGAGACUAUCAACGAGGGCAUCAACGAGUUGGCCAAGAUCGUGCCAAACUGUGAGAAGAACAAAGGAUCGAUUCUUCAGCGGGCUGUCACAUUCAUCAACCAGCUCAAGGAGAACGAGAAUCAGAACAUCGAAAAGUGGACUCUUGAGAAGCUGCUUACGGAGCAAGCUAUAGCAGAGCUCAGUGCUUCGAAUGACAAGCUCAAGCAAGAGUGCGAACGCCUGUACAAGGAACUCGAGACCUGGAAACGUGUCGCGCAGAACGCAGGUCUCUCGUACCCUCAGGCCAACAAGGAGGAGCCCGCCGUCGCGACCUAG